Messenger RNA from Apis laboriosa (Himalayan honeybee), 2927 nucleotides. It is a transcript of the gene Rpn1, whose product is annotated as 26S proteasome non-ATPase regulatory subunit 2. Gene Ontology annotation, cellular component: nucleus; proteasome storage granule; proteasome regulatory particle, base subcomplex. The transcript has 4 exons. Gene Ontology annotation, biological process: regulation of protein catabolic process; proteasome-mediated ubiquitin-dependent protein catabolic process. Gene Ontology annotation, molecular function: enzyme regulator activity. Bases 129 to 2807 code for a protein of 892 amino acids. Lineage: Eukaryota; Metazoa; Arthropoda; Insecta; Hymenoptera; Apidae. The record is from RefSeq and is a predicted model, not a curated record.
UGAUUCGUGAGAAAUAGCGGUGACUCGCAAAUAAGUUUUACAUUUAUUCUAACCUAGAUUAUAAGUAGAUCGAAGGUAGAAUUGAAUUUUGUAUUUUGCAUUCAUUUUAUGCAAUAAUUCAAAAUAAAAUGCCUGAAAGCGUGAAAGUAGAAUCAAAGACGAAUAAGGAAGUCAGAAGCGGAAAAGAAGAAGAUAAAAAUGAAUUGUCUGAAGAAGAUAAACUCUUGCAAGAAGAGUUAACUAACCUCGUCGAACGCUUACAAGAUCCCAAUACAAGUUUACAUUAUUUAGCUUUAGAAUCUUUACGUAAUCAUAUUCGUGCAUCUACCACAUCAAUGACCAGUGUUCCAAAACCUCUUAAAUUUAUGAGACCUCAUUAUGAUACUAUGAAAUCCAUCUAUGAAAAGAUAACAGAUGAAAAGUCCAAGGAAUUAUGUUCUGAUGUUAUUUCUGUUCUUGCUAUGACAAUGGGUGAAGGUAGAGAAUGUCUUAAAUAUAGACUUACUGGAUCUGCUUUAGCUAUUGGAGAAUGGGGACAUGAAUAUGUUAGACAUUUAUCAGGAGAGUUAGCUGGUGAAUGGGAUGAAUUAACAGAUGAUGCAGAAGCUAUUAGUAAGAAACUAAUAGCUCUAGUACAUGAAAUUGUACCUUAUAACAUGGCACAUAAUGCAGAAACUGAAGCCUGUGAUUUAUUGAUGGAAAUUGAAAGAUUAGAUUUAUUGGAACAAUAUGUAGAUGAAAGUGCAUAUCAAAGAGUUUGUUUAUAUUUAACAAGUUGUGUACCUUAUGUGGCAGAUCCAGAAAAUAGUACUUUACUUCAUGCUGCUGCAAAAUUAUACAGAAAGUUUGGUCAAUAUCCUCAAGCUGUUAGAUUGGCAAUGCAAUUGAAUGAUUUGCCACUUAUUGAAGAUAUAUUUACAAACUGUACUGAUUUGUCAAUACAGAAACAGUUAGCAUUUAUGCUAGGUAGACAGCAGAUUUUUUUGGAACUUCCAGAAUCUACUCCAGAAUAUGAUGAUUUGGUAGAAAUCAUGUCCAAUUCAUUAUUAAAUUAUCAUUUCCUCAAUCUUGCUCGUGAAUUGGAUAUAAUGGAACCAAAAACACCAGAAGAUGUAUACAAAUCACACUUAGAAAAUUCUAGAUCUCCAUUUGGUGGUGGUCAAGUAGAUUCAGCAAGACAAAAUCUUGCUGCAAGUUUUGUCAAUGGUUUUGUGAAUGCAGCUUUUGGGCAAGACAAACUAUUAGUUGAAGAUGGAAACAAAUGGUUGUAUAAAAACAAAGAACAUGGAAUGCUCAGUGCAACAGCAUCUCUUGGUCUCGUUUUAUUAUGGGAUGUUGAUGGGGGCUUAACACCAAUAGACAAAUAUCUUUAUUCUUCUGAAGAUUAUAUUAAAUCUGGCGCUUUAUUAGCUUGUGGUCUUGUUAAUUGUCGCGUGAGGAUUGAAUGUGAUCCUGCAUUAGCUCUUUUAUCUGAUUAUGUGUUACACAGUAGUAACACAAUGCGUAUUGGUGCAAUCGUUGGUCUUGGAUUAGCAUAUGCAGGAUCAAAUCGAGAAGCCGUUUAUGGUCUUUUAAUUCCUGUACUUAGCGAUCCUAAAUCUAGUUGGGAAGUGAUUGGUGUAGCAGGUCUUGCUUUAGGAAUGGUUGCAGUAGGUUCUUGCAAUGCUUAUGUUACAACAACAAUAAUGCAUGCUCUUAUGGAGAAGUCGGAAGCAGAUCUUAAAGAUACCUACGCUCGAUUUCUACCUUUAGGUCUCGGAUUAUGUUUCUUAGGCAAGCAAGAAGCUGCAGAAGCUAUAAUAGCAGCCUUAGAAAUAGUACCUGAACCUUUCAAAUCAAUGUCCACGACUUUAGUAGAAGUAUGUGCAUAUGCUGGUACUGGCAAUGUCUUGAAAAUUCAACAUCUCUUGCAUAUUUGUUCUGAACAUUACGAACCAUCAAAUGAAAAAGAAGACAAAAGCGAUCGUAAGGAUAAAGAUAAGAAAGAAGAAAAAAAAGAAGAUAAAACAAAGGAUUUGAGUUCAAGACAGGCAAUUGCUGUUCUUGGUAUUGCUUUAAUUGCAAUGGGAGAAGAAAUUGGUGCUGAAAUGGCAUACAGAACAUUUGGUCAUUUAUUACGUUAUUGUGAACCUGUUAUUAGACGAUCUGUUCCUCUUGCACUUGGACUUAUAUCAGUUUCCAAUCCGAAACUGAAUAUACUUGAUACUUUAUCCAAAUUUUCUCAUGACAGUGAUCCAGAAGUAGCACAUAAUGCUAUCUUUGCAAUGGGUUUAGUUGGAGCUGGAACAAAUAAUGCAAGAUUGGCAGCAAUGUUAAGACAACUUGCUCAGUUUCACGCAAAAGAUCCAAAUAAUUUGUUCAUGGUUCGUAUUGCACAAGGUUUAACACAUCUUGGUAAAGGAACUUUGACUUUGUCUCCAUAUCAUAGUGAUAGACAAGUAUUAAGUCCUGUAGCUCUUGCUGGACUUUUAGCUACAUUAAUUGGUUUUCUUGAUGUAAAAAACAUUAUUUUAGGUCGAUCUCAUUAUUUGUUAUAUACAUUAGCAGUUGCAAUGCAACCGAGAAUGUUAGUAACAUUUGAUGAAAAGUUAAAUCCUCUAGCUGUACCAGUAAGAGUCGGUCUUGCUGUAGAUGUCGUAGGUCAAGCGGGAAAACCUAAAACUAUUACUGGUUUUCAAACACACACAACUCCUGUUUUAUUAGCUUAUGGUGAAAGAGCAGAACUUGCAACUGAAGAAUAUAUUCCUUUAACACCAAUUAUGGAAGGUUUUGUAAUUUUAAGGAAAAAUCCGGACUUUAUACCUUAAUUAUAAAAUAAUUAAGUGAAAAACAUGCUUUAUAUAAACUAAAUAUAAUGAAACUAUUGCGUGUAUACAGAUUAUCUUCUUGAUAUAUAAUUCGUGAAUUAAACAAUAGAUCAAAACUAA